This is a messenger RNA of Trichomycterus rosablanca, 1842 nucleotides long. It is a transcript of the gene pth1r, whose product is annotated as parathyroid hormone 1 receptor. Gene Ontology annotation, molecular function: peptide hormone binding; parathyroid hormone receptor activity; G protein-coupled peptide receptor activity. The record is from RefSeq and is a predicted model, not a curated record. Lineage: Eukaryota; Metazoa; Chordata; Actinopteri; Siluriformes; Trichomycteridae. Gene Ontology annotation, cellular component: plasma membrane. The transcript is spliced from 14 exons. The coding region runs from base 1 to 1842 and encodes 613 amino acids. Gene Ontology annotation, biological process: cell surface receptor signaling pathway; adenylate cyclase-activating G protein-coupled receptor signaling pathway; intracellular calcium ion homeostasis.
AUGCCCGUGUUCUACAGUUCGGUGCGACUUUUCAAAACGUCGCCGAUGACGCAGAUUGUUUCCAUGCGCUUUACCUGGUCAGGGUCGCGGUGGGUGCAGUUCACUGUGGAAAGUUCAGGAACCUUCAAGAAAGUUCAGGAACAUUCAGGAACCUUCAGGGACAUUCAGGAACCUUCAGGAAAGUUCAAGAAAGUUCAGGAACAUUCAGGAACCUUCAGGGACAUUCAGGAACCUUCAGGAAAGUUCAGGAACAUUCAGGAACCUUCAGGGACAUUCAGGAACCUUCAGGAAAGUUCAGGAACGUUCAGGAACGUGGAGUGUGACGACGUCCUGACGAAGGAGGAACAGAUCUACCUGCUGGUCAGCGCCAAGAGGAAGUGUGAGAGGUCCAUCAAGCCCCGACACAAGAUAUCUGAGGGAUACUGUGUACCUGAGUGGGAUGGCUUCGUGUGUUGGCCUGAAGGAGCUCCGGGCAGGAUGGUGUCCACUUCCUGUCCAGAUUACAUCUACGACUUCAACCACAAAGGUUACGCCUACAGGAAGUGUGACACUAACGGGAGUUGGGAACUCGCCUCCAGUAAUAAAACCUGGGCCAAUUACAGCGAGUGCGCCAAGUUCCUCACCCCCUACAACCAGAACCAGGAGAGGGAAGUGUUUGAUCGUCUGUACCUCAUCUACACCGUGGGUUACUCCGUAUCUCUCGGCUCCCUCAUGGUGGCCGUGGCCAUUCUGGGAUAUUUCAGGCGUCUCCACUGCACCAGGAACUUCAUCCACAUGCACCUGUUCGUCUCCUUCAUGUUACGAGCGAUCAGCAUCUUCGUCAAGGACGUGGUUUUGUACUCCGAAUCCCACCUGGACGAGUCUCAGCGAAUCACCGUCGAGGAUCUGAAGUCCAUCACGGAGAUCCCGCCCACCGAGAAAAGCAAGUUUGUGGGCUGUAAGAUUGCCGUCACGCUCUUCCUGUAUUUCUUGGCGACUAAUUACUACUGGAUCCUGGUGGAGGGACUUUAUCUGCACAGCCUCAUCUUCAUGACCUUCUUUUCUGACAGGAAGUACCUCUGGGGCUUCACUCUGAUUGGCUGGGGUGUACCAGCCAUGUUUGUGACUGUCUGGGCGAGUGUUCGAGCCACCCUCGCUGAUACUGAGUGUUGGGAUCUCAGUGCUGGUAAUCUGAAGUGGAUCGUACAGAUUCCCAUCCUCACAGCUAUCGUGGUGAACUUUCUGCUGUUUUUGAAUAUAAUUCGUGUUUUGGCCACUAAGCUGAGGGAGAGUAAUGCCGGCAGGUGUGAUAGCCGACAGCAGUACAGGAAGUUGUUGAAGUCCACGCUGGUGUUGAUGCCGCUGUUCGGUGUUCAUUACAUCGUGUUCAUGGCGAUGCCGUACACAGACGUGUCUGGGGUUCCCUGGCAGAUCCAGAUGCACUACGAGAUGCUCUUCAACUCCUUCCAGGGUUUCUUCGUGGCCAUCAUCUACUGCUUCUGCAACGGAGAGGUCCAGACGGAGAUCAAGAAGUCGUGGAGCCGGCGGACGCUAGCGCUGGACUUCAAGCGAAAGGCUCGUAGCGGCAGCAACACCUACAGCUACGGCCCCAUGGUCUCGCACAGCAGCGUCACCAACGUCACCUCGCGGCAGCGCGACGCUAGCACGCGCCUCCCCUCCGCCAACGCCAGCGUCAACGGGCACCGGAACAUCCCGGGCUACGUGAAGAACGGCUCGCUGUCGGAUCAGUCGGCGCCGUCGUCGGCUCACGAGCUCCACGUCCAGGACGACGAGCUUAGCAAGAGCGCGGCGGAGGACAAACCCGCGCCAUUGGUCGAGGAGGAGCGCGAGACGGUCAUGUGA